Molecule: messenger RNA, 4663 nt
Organism: Galleria mellonella (greater wax moth)
Lineage: Eukaryota; Metazoa; Arthropoda; Insecta; Lepidoptera; Pyralidae
Gene: Oseg6
Product: WD repeat-containing protein 19
Exons: 22
Coding region: 231-4409 (1392 amino acids)
Biological process (GO): intraciliary retrograde transport; cilium assembly
Cellular component (GO): intraciliary transport particle A; cilium
Molecular function (GO): protein binding
Source: RefSeq, a predicted model, not a curated record
UGCAAUUGUGACAUUGUUGCUUGACGGAACCGGAAGCCGGAUACUGCCGGUUGCGGUUGCUUAGCAACGUAUAAUCAAAAUAUUAUGUUGUUUAUUCAUUAUUUUUUUAAAAUAUAAUGGAUAACAAAAAAAAUUACACAUUGUGAAUGCAGCGAUAAUAUUUGUUCAUAUCUUUAUAUGUUCGAUAUUAUACGAAGCUUUCAUAAGCAGGCACAACAUACUCUUCUACAAUGACGACGCCCAAAUUGCUGUAUACUCUGGAGCAGCCUCAUGGACUUGGCGAACUGUAUUUUCAAUGGCAGAAGGGUGAAUCUCAUUCUCUUCUUGCAACAACCGGAACUGAUGCUACAGUUGCAAUUCAUGACCGCUCUGGGCAGCUAUUAGAAAGAAUAAAGCUUCAGGGUCUCUGUGGUGGAAUGGAAUGGGAUAAUGAUGGCGACUAUUUAGCUAUGAUAACUCCAAACAGCAACUCUGUACUGUUGUGGGAGUGCCAUGCCAACAAACGUGUCACUAUUGAGACGGGACUUCGGGAGCCACCUUCAUGUUUGGCUUGGGCAUACGGUGAACCACUUUUGGCUAUUGGGACCCAAAAAGGCAAUUUAGCAUUAUAUAAUCAUCAUACUACAAAGAGGAUACCAAUAAUUGGAAAGCAUACUAAAAAGAUCACUUGUUCUGCAUGGAACAAGGACAGUAUCCUAGUUCUAGCAUCUGAAGAUAAGAGUCUCUCUAUUAAUAAUUCCGAUGGGGACACCCUUCGCAUUAUAUCUCUCCGGGAUACACCUAACGAUCUGCAGUUUUCUGAAAUGAAGACAGACGAGAGGGUCGCUGGGGAAAAUACUAUAAGCCUCGUAGUUGGCAAACGGACGCUGUAUUUAUACAAUCUCCUGAACCCCGAGAACCCGAUAGAGCUGGCAUUCCAACAGAGAUACGGGUCGAUUGUCUCAUAUAAGUGGUAUGGGGAUGGAUACAUCCUUAUAGGGUUUAGCGCUGGCUUCAUCAUAGCCAUAUCAACCCAUAUAAAGGAGGUUGGCGAGGAAUUGUUCCAAGUGAAAAACCACAAGGAGAAUUUAACAGAUAUUGCUGUAUGCGAUACGUUAGCUGCUUCAUGCGGUGAUGGGCAGCUGAAGCUGAUAUCGCUGUGGAACAGCGGGUCGGUGUGGGGCUCGGUGGCGCCGGCGGGCGGUGCGGAGCGCGCGGCGUGGGGCGCGGGCGGGCGGCUGGUGGCGGCGGCGGGCCGCGGCGCGCUGGCCGUGUACGUGACCGCGCUGCCGCCGCUGCACGCCGCCUGCGCCACGCGCGCGCUCGCGCUCACCAGCCUCGCGGAGGCCACGCUCUACCAGUGCAUACCGCUCGCCGACGGCGCCGACCACGUAGACCCGCUCAAUAAAUCGGAGCCGGUGGCGCUGGCGACGUACACGUUCCCGACGGAGCCGAGCGUGAUCGCGGUGGGCGCGGCGCACGUGUGCUGCGCGAGCGGCGCGCACGCGUGGUUCUACGCGCUGGCGGGCGGCGUAGUGGCGGCGCGGCCGGCGGCGCGCCGCCACUACGCCGGCGCCGUGCAGGCGCUGCGCCUCGCCGGACACUACGCCGCCGCGCUCUUCCAGGGGAAGGCCAUGCUGCACCUGAUUGAGCAGUCAGAUACAUCGCAACCGGAACGAGAAGCCAUGAUAUUUCCCGAGCCGCAUAUGCAAGACGCCAACAUCGUGGACAUACAUCUCACCGGAGAUUUCUUCAUUUUCGUUACAGACCAAGGGCACAUCGAGUACUUCGGCGUGGAGGAGUGGCGGUCGGCGGCGCGCUACCGGCACGCGGCGGGCGUGGCGAGCGUGCACUGCGACAUCAGCGGCGCGCGCGCCGUGCUGGCGGACGCGCGGCGCCGCGCGCACGUGUACUGCCCCGCCGCCGCCGCGCUCGCCGCCGUGCCGCCGCCGCGCCGCGCCGCGCCGCCGCCCGCGCCGCUCAGAGGCGUGAUCUGGGACAUCUGCCUGUCGGACCGCAAUGUAUUCAUAAUAUACACGGAGGAUACAAUCGACACUUACUACUACGCGGCGAACUCGAUCGAUGGCCCGCACGUAGACUACGUUGCGUCCACCACGAUCCUCACGGGACAGAUACCGCUCAUACUGUUCUCUGGCGACGUCUACUGCUACGCUACGGGGGGCAUUAUACAGAAGGUGUCGUUGGAGUCUCACAACACCGCUGGGCUGGCGGAGGCAGACGCGGAGAAACGCGCCGCCAAUCAGCGACGUCACGUCGAAAAGCUGAUGCUGCUGCGGAGAUUUUCCGACGCCGCGCUAUACUGUGAUGCGCUUGCUGACCCAGAAGUCACUAGGACACUUGCUGACCGUGCAGCUGCUGAUCUUAAUCUCGAAUUUGCUAUACGAAUGUACACUCGACUGAGUGAUGUGGCGAUGGUUUGGGCCCUAGAAGAUGCAUUGCAUAUUGAGGAUUUGUCUAUACUUUGUGGUAUGGUGUGUGCGUGCUUGGGGCGCGGCGAGGCAGCAGCGCGGUGGCUGGAGGGCGCGGGGGCGGGGCCGCACGCACUGGAGCUGCACGCAGCGCGCGGUGAUUGGGCUCGUGCGGCUGCGCUGGCUGCUGCCGCUUGUCCUGAGCGCGCUGCCGACGUCACGCUGCACCAUGCACAGCACCUCGAACUCACUGCCGACUAUCACGAAGCCCUUGCGAACUACGAAAAGAGCCUAAUUCAUGACAACACAGAUGAUCCCAAAGUGCGUGAACACAACUCACGCUGCGAGGCAGGCAUUGCGCGCACCAGCAUCCGCUGUGGAGACGUGGCGCGUGGAGUCACCACGGCCAUGAAGCACGCCCACCACGCUCUGCUGCUCAAGGACUGUGCGCUCCUGCUCGAGGAGGAGAAGCAGUACAGUCACGCCGCCGCGCUUUAUGACCAUGCGGGGAACACGGAGAAAGCUGCUUCUUUGUACAUCAGACUUAAGUCCUGGCUCAAGGUCGAAGCGCUGCUCCCCAAGAUCAACUCUCCUAGCAUACACAUACAGUAUGCGAAGGCCAAGGAAGCUGAAGGCCGGUAUUCUGAUGCUUUGAAAUCCUACUUAAGAGCUCAGGACUAUGAGUCAGCCAUACGAUUGAAUCUGGAGAAAUUGGACGAUAUAGAUGAAGCUGUUGCAUUGGUCCAGGAAUCCAAGUCCGUCCAAGGAGCUAAAAUGGUUGCGAACUAUUUCCAAAAUAGUGACGACCCUAGUUCAGCAAUAAAGUUCUUGGUGAUGUCUCUGUGUUACGAUGAAGCUUUUCAGUUAGCGAGGAAGAACGGAAAGCUACACUUGUAUGGAGAGAUUUUAAUACAGACUUCUCAUGCGAGGUCGGAAGAUUUUAAGAGUUUAGCGUUGCAUUUCGAAGGGGAGAAAAAUCAUUUGCUAGCUGGCAAAUUUUAUUUUCAUGCCGGGGAGUACAGCAAGGCAAUGUCUCAUUUGUUAAAGGCUGGGGGCGGGUCUGAGGAAGAGGAGAAUGAGGCUAUUGGUAUAGCAAUUGAUGCUGCAGCAGCGAGUGAUGAUGAACGGCUCACAAGAAGAUUAAUAGAAUUCCUACUGGGCGAGACAGAUGGGACACCACGCGAGCCGCGUCAUCUGUUUCGGCUGUACAUGGCCAAGCGACAGUUCACCGAGGCUGCCAAGACUGCUGUGAUAAUCGCCGGCGCGGAGUGCGCGGCGGCGCGGUACCGCGAGGCGCGCGACGUGCUGCGCGACGCGCUGCGCGGCGCCGGGCUGCGCGCGCGCCGCCUGCCCGCGCCCGCCGACGUGCGCCGCGCGCUCGCCGCGCUGCACUCCUACAUACUGGUUCGCACCCAUGUUAAGCGCGGCCGUCACGACCUUGCCGCUCGUCUGUUAUUGCGCAUCGCGGCUGAUGUUUCCUUCUUUCCUACACAACAACAUCAAGUGUCAAUAUUGACGUCAACAGUGAUCGAAUGCGGCCGCGCUGGCUUGAAGCAUCAAGCUCAUCAUUGGGCCAAAGUUUUAAUGCAACCUGAAUAUAGAUCGCAGAUUGAUCCGAAGUACAGCAAGAAAAUUGAAUCAGUGGUGCGUCAUGCGCCGCGUGGCCCGGCUGGUGGUGCUGGUGGUGCAGGUGGUGCGGGGGCGGAGGGCGAGGCGGGGACGGCGUGCCCCGUGUGCAGCGUGGCCGGGCUGGCGGCCGCCGACCUGCACUGCGCCAGCUGUGAGGCCUACCUGCCCUUUUGCAUCGCCACCGGUUUGCACAUCGUCAAAGAUGAUUUAACAGCGUGCCCAGAAUGCGACUUUCCGGCCAUCUACUCCGAGUUCACAGAGCUCCUACAAGAAGACGGUAAAUGUCCCAUGUGCGGCGAGAACGUGGAUUACCGUCGUCUCGUCAAAAUAGACGACGUAUCACUAUACCUAGACGUUGGCACCACCGAAUAAGGUCCAUUAUGCAAUGUAACAAUACCGUCCACUUGUAACUAGAUAUCCGUCCAUUUAGUUCAUAAGAGAUAAGUUUUAUUGCCCGUAGCUUUAGUUUAUUAUCAACAAGAUUACUAUAUGUUUCCGUGUGAAAGAUUUACAAUAUUUGCUUGACAUUGUCACGUUUCAUUGACAUUGUUACAACAGUUAGUUUCCUUAUUUUAUACGUAGAGAUAAAAUGUAUAUGUAAUUUAUAUUGUAUUAGAACAACCUUG